This is a messenger RNA of Galdieria sulphuraria, 586 nucleotides long. RefSeq lists its product as uncharacterized. NCBI's taxonomy places the organism in Eukaryota, Rhodophyta, Bangiophyceae, Galdieriales, Galdieriaceae. The record is from RefSeq and is a predicted model, not a curated record. The coding region runs from base 69 to 563 and encodes 164 amino acids. The transcript has 3 exons.
CCAGAAACUAUUUUGACAAAUUCCACACAUGCAUUCCAUUGGAGAGAAUUUCCUCAACGAGAGCCAUUAUGCCAUCCAACAAAGUGAACAGUGAAAGCACAACCAACUCACAAAAUGUAUCUACUGUAACCAAACUAGACGUUAAUAGCAAACUUCCCAAGGACUUUUUUGACCCAGUUGAAACACCCAAGCAAGAUAAGUGGCAAAACAAGGACGACGAUGAUGAAUAUCAGAAAUUUGAGGAAGAAAUUGCGCAGGAUUUGAGCAACUUGAAAAAGAGUUAUGCACAGGAGGAAGAUGACUUUGACGAACGAGAAUCCAAGUUACAAGAACACGAACAAAGUGAGAUGAAAGAGAGGAUACAACACCUCAAGGAACUUUUAACUGAAAGAAAACGUGCAAAGAAAGAUGGACAAGUAGAACAGAGAGUUGUGAAUAUUUCCGAUACAAAGAAGAAGAAUGUGCCAGAAAAGGAAGGCAGUUCCUCAGAGGAAGCAGACGAUAACGAUUGGUUGUUAAACUGGAAAAGAAAGAGACGAGUGGAUAAUGGAAAGAAAAGAUGAGCAAAGUUAGUUUCCAGCCUUGA